Messenger RNA from Bombus huntii, 3219 nucleotides. RefSeq lists its product as uncharacterized. Gene Ontology annotation, molecular function: nucleic acid binding; zinc ion binding; aspartic-type endopeptidase activity. Gene Ontology annotation, biological process: DNA integration; proteolysis. Lineage: Eukaryota; Metazoa; Arthropoda; Insecta; Hymenoptera; Apidae. Bases 1 to 3219 code for a protein of 1072 amino acids. The record is from RefSeq and is a predicted model, not a curated record. The transcript is spliced from 4 exons.
AUGGCCAACUCUCGAGACGCCCGCAACCCUACUCCUAGUGCAAAUCCAACAUCAGAAGUGGGAUCAGAACGGUUUCAAGCGCUGGAAGGGCAGGUUGCUGUCAUGCACAACCUAAUUCAGACGCUAAUACAAAGGCCAAAUACGGGAACCACCAAAUUACCACAGUUUAACCCAGAAGUCGCAGGCGCCGACCCAGCCGCGUGGUGCGCGGCUGUUAGUAGGUCCAUGAAGAACAACUCUCUACGAGAUGACGCGCUAUACUCUGCCUUAAGUGACUCUCUACAGGGUUCUGCAGCACAUUGGCUGACACUAACGACGGGAGACGAAGAGGUUACUUGGUCUACCGUUAAGGAACGAUUCCUUAUACAUUUCGGUGGCCGAGAGACGAUGUCCUCAUCGUUAAUCAAGGUAUCCAGGGAACCGCGGAGGAAGGACGAAUCCACAGGGGCGUUUGCCGGCCGUGUCCGUUCCCUCCUGAAGACGCGGUGGCAACAUUCUACGCUAGACGAAAUACUUAACGCUGUCACUCUCUACAUAUUAAUUCCACACGACCAACGUCUUAAACGAUUGGCCCUCACGAGCGAUAUCAAAACGGAGGACCAAUUUCAGAGCGAAAUGGGACCCCUUUGUUACGAGGAAGAGUCGACAUUUUCGCCGAGAGAUGCACCGGCAGAACUCGAAGCUAAGCGACGCAAGUUAUCGGGCCACCAGGUGAGGUGCCAUUACUGUGGUACUCUCGGAGACAGAAUAACGGAAUGCCACAAGAGGAUGCGGGGCGAACAGCAGAAGGAUGUACGACGCCAGGAAGGAAGCCGACCAGCUACACCGUCCAAGGUGGUUUGCUACAAGUGUCAUGCUGAGGGUCAUAUCGCAACUAAUUGCCCGGUACGACGGGACGGUAGACCCGGCCCCAAGGACGAACGUAAAGUCAACUCCUGCGUGGUGGAGUCCCCAGCCGGUAGUUUAAGUCAUCUGGGUGAGUCGUUCCCAUUUUACUUCGAUUCCGGAGCCGAGUGCUCAUUAAUUAGAGAAUCUGUCGCUCCGAAAUUCUCCGGUAGGAGAACGACAGAUAUAGUAGUUAUGCGAGGAAUAGGAAACACCUGCGUUAAGAGUACAUCCCAGAUCUUGUCUACGGUACGCAUUAACUGUUUUACAUUGGAGAUAACCUUUCAUGUUCUGGCGGAUAGUCACUUGCAUUAUGAUAUCAUGAUUGGCCGCGAGAUCUUAAGCCAGGGUUUUGAUGUAACUAUUACACGAAAUAGCGUCGAUAUUUGUAAAACGAAGACUAUUAAUGCCUGUAGUAAAACCUCCGAAGACGAAAUCAAUAUCAAUGCGGUUGACACUGACGUGAUUGGUAACGAUAAAAGUCGGUUAAUUUCUGUUCUCGAGAAAUUCAAAAAUUCAUUCAUUACGGGCUUCCCACGUACUCGCGUAAGCACGGGCCAGUUAGAAAUACGGUUAAUCGAUCCUAAUGUCACCGUGCAAAGAAGUCCUUACCGACUUAGCGAAGAAGAGCGAAGGAUAAUACGUGAGAGAAUAGACGAGUUAAUUAGAGCAAAAAUUGUAAGGCCUAGCAACUCACCGUUCGCGAGCCCUAUCUUACUUGUGAAGAAGAAAGACGGCUCAGAUAAACUGUGCGUAGAUUUUCGAGCAUUAAAUAAAAAUACGGUCGCGGACCGGUAUCCCCUACCCCUCAUCACGGAUCAAAUCGCGAGAUUGCAGAAGGCGAGAUACUUCAUUAGCCUGGACAUAGCCAGCGGGUUUCACCAAAUUCCCAUUCAUCCUAAUUCGACGGAAUAUACGGCGUUCGUUACACCCGACGGGCAAUACGAGUACGUAACUAUGCCGUUCGGAUUGAAAAAUGCACCAUCCGUUUUCCAGAGGGCCAUUCUCAACGCCUUAGGCGACCUCACGUAUUCGUUCGUUGUUGUUUACUUGGACGACGUCCUAAUUAUUGCCGACUCAGUAGAUCAAGCCCUAGAAAGGUUGAACACCGUAGUAGAUACCCUCGUGAAAGCCGGAUUCUCCUUUAACUUUUCAAAAUGUUCCUUUCUAAAGACAUCGGUACUCUAUUUGGGAUAUGUAAUUCGUAACGGAGAAAUCCGUCCAAACCCGGGUAAAAUACAAGCCUUGAGUUCUUUACCUGCACCGUCGACCGUCACACAACUUAGGUUUCAUAGGUUUGGCCUCUUACUUCCGAAACUUCAUUCCCAAAUUUUCACAAGUAAUGAAUCCCCUACCGACGCGCCGGUGCUAAUGAUAUUUGAUCCCAAUUAUCCGAUAGAACUACAUACGGACGCUAGCUCGGAAGGAUAUGGAGCCAUUUUAAUGCAUAAGGUAGAAGGUAAAAAUCGAGUAGUGGAGUAUUACAGCAAAAGAACUAGCCCUGUGGAAUCUAGGUAUCAUUCCUACGAAUUAGAAACGUUAGCAGUUGUAAACGCCGUCAAGCACUUCUGUCAUUACUUACACGGACGAGAAUUUCUUGUUGUCACCGAUUGCAACUCCCUGAAAGCAUCCCGUAAUAAGUAUUACUGGUUCGAAGGAAUGGCGAAGUAUGUUCGCAAAUUCGUAGAGAACUGUCAUGCUUGUCGAGUUUCAAAGGCAAGUUCGGGUAAAAUACAAGCCGAAUUACAUUCCAUACCUAAGACCAGUAUACCUUGGCAUACGGAUCAUAUGGACAUAACGGGCAAACUAAGCGGUAAAAACGAUUUGAAGGAAUACGUCAUUGUGUUGGUCGAAGCCUUCACCAAGUUCGUAUACUUGCACCAUACCCGUAAGAUAGACUCCAUUAAUACCAUUAAAGCGCUUAAGUCCGCUAUAUUUUUAUUCGGCAGUCCCUGUCGGAUAAUAGCGGAUCAGGGAAGAUGUUUUACGGGCAAAGAAUUUCGAGACUUUUGUCAAGAUAAACACAUUAAACUUCAUUUAAUAGCGACCGGAGCUAGUAGGGCCAACGGACAGGUAGAGCGUAUUAUGGGUACGCUAAAAAACAUGUUCACAACAAUAGAAACCACCGGGCGGUCCUGGCAAGACGCGAUCGGGGAAAUACAACUGGCCUUAAAUUGUACCACCAACCGCGUGACUAAGUCAAGCCCAUUGGAACUAAUAAUCGGUAAAACAGCAAGACCCUACGGCUUAUCCCUACCCGACAAUAUCGAAGAAAGAGAAGUAAAUAUCUCCCAUACGGCAAACGAUCAUAUAAGUACAGACAUGACAGGCUGA